GAGACUCGGCAGCAGGCGCCGCCGGUUGCUACGGGCCGCGACUGGGGGAGACGUGCGGCCGCCGCGAAGGGAGGGCACCGCCGCCCCGAGAUGUCUCAGUUCACAAAUGAAGAUGAAGCUUUGUUACAGUCCAUGCUUAGACAAUUGCUGCAAAGCGUGAAGGAAAAAAUCACUGGGGCUCCGUCAGUGGAAUGUGCAGAAGAGAUUCUCUUGCAUUUGGAGGAAACUGAUGAAAAUUUUCACAACUAUGAAUUUGUGAAAUACCUUAGGCAGUAUAUAAAUAAUACUCUGGGCUCUGUGAUAGAAGAAGAAUCAGAAAAAUGUACUUCUACUCAAAAUCAGACUGAAAUUUCUGGCUAUGAUACUCUUGUCCAACAUGUUACUAAGAAGACACGUGAAUCAAAGCAAUACAGAGAAAUGAUGCAUGCCUUGAAGAAUGUCAUGAUGGUUGUAGUAGAGUCUUUAAUUAACAAGUUUGAAGAAGAUCGGAUGUGUAAUAAGGAGCUGGAUAGUAAAAGCAAGAAAAAAUGUCAAAGUGAUUAUUAUACAGACAACUAUUCUGACAGUGACUCUUCGUUUAAUCAAAGUUAUACAUUCAUGAGUCAAGAACAGUUGCAGCUGCUCGUGGAAAAGCUUGACCCUAUACAGCCUAAGGAGGUUCGCCAAGAAGCAUUGCAGAUGCUGUGCUUGUCCCCUCCAUCUGAUGUAUUGAACUCUGAGUGUUGGCCAAAUCUGCGUAAGCACCUGAUGAUGUCUCUGUCAGAUCCUGAUGCAAUAUUCAGUGAGAAAAUUCUUAGGUUUUAUGCGAAAACCUUUUCUUCAUCUCCAUUUAAUAUGGCAAGAGAAGUCUAUACAAGUUUAGCACAGCAUUUGGAGUUUUACUUCUUUUCUGGAGAAUAUUCUCUUCGUAUUUCAUCAGGUCUGGAUGUAUCUAAUGCAGACGUAAAUCAUAUACUUAAAAAGGUUCGUCUGCUAAAUGAAUACCAAAAGGAAGCCCCAUCUUCCUGGAUUCGUUAUCCAGAAAAGUACAUGGAGGAAAUAGUGGAAAGUACAUUGUCACUGCUGUCAGUAAAACAUGAUCCUAAUCAUCCUGCCUCUCCAGACUUCUUAAGUCCAAUCUACUUCUUGGCUCUGCUGGAUAUCAAGGCUAUGUGGUUUAAAAAGUGGACGCAUGCACAUUACAGCAGAACAGUGAUACUUAGGCUUUUGGAAAAGAAAUAUAAAUCUUUGAUUAAUGCAGCUGUCCAGCAAUGUCUUGAUUAUUUUGAAUAUUGCAAGGCAGCAGUUAGUAAAACUCCAAGAGUCAGUGGCUUCUCUCAGCAGCAUCUUAAUAACGAGCAGAAGUUUUUUUAUACUGGAUCAGAAUUGCAGUACAUCUAUUUUGUUCAUUCACUAUGCCUUUUAGGCAGAUUGUUGAUUUAUAAGCAAGGCCGAAAUCUCUUUCCAGUACAUCUGGAAAACAAAAAAGAUUGCAUAUCCCUAACUGAUCUGUUGGUAUUAUUUGCUCGACUUAUUUAUUACUCUCCAAGUUACUCAAAGGAAGCUUUGACAGCACAUACAGACAAUUACUCUCCAGCAAGUCUCGUUAUGGAGAUUCUGCAAGUUUUCUGUGAUCAAACAGGGUGUGCUGCUGACUGUUUAUAUACGGAUGCAGUGAUGGAUGCCCUACUUGAUCCUCUUCAAAGUUUACUGAAUGGUACAGAGGUAUAUAUAAAUUGCCUUGAAACCACUUUAAUUGAUGUAGCUGAUAUUUUGGCAAGGAUUGCUGCUGCAGAAGAUGGUCUUCCUGUACUUCUUUAUGGAGGAAGUAAAAACUCUGCAAAAGAAAGUAGUCCUACAGCUGUUCAUGUAAUUGUUCAGUUUACAAAGAAACUUCUUCAUGACGACAUUUCUCUUUUAUCUGGAUCCGAGCUUUUGCAAGUUGUUAAAGGAGCUUUCAUUUUUGUAUGUCGUCAGAUGUACAGAACAUGUGAAGGCCUGCAGAUGCUAAUUCCUUAUGGCUUGCAUGAAUCAAUUGGAGAGGCCUGGAAAAAGGCAAGUUUGCUUUCAGAAAGAGUACCUACUCCUGUAACUGGUGCAGACUGCACAUCAUCAAUAAGUCUAGACUCAAAAAAUGUUUUGUUAUGGGAAGAGACUUUGCUAGAUGCCUUGCUAAAUUUUUCAGCCACACCUAAAGGACUAUUUUUGCUUCAUAGUACUGGGGCCAUGAGUGAUUGUGUGAGCUUUAUGUUCAACAGUUUAUCAAAGAAACACCAGACAAAUGAACGUGAAGAAUUUGGUAAUGGAGUGAUUGUUGCACAAAUGGCGACAACACCAACAGCUGCUGUAGCUCUACAGAGUUCAGGGUUUAUAAAGGCCUUUAUAACUGAACUGUGGGCUCUUUUGGAGUGUGGAAAAGAUGAUGUGAGAAUAACUCAACCCAAAUCUACUCCAGUUGAUCCUAUUGACCAAAGCUGUCAGAAGUCUUUUCUGUAUCUGAUAAAUUUGCUCACUUAUCCUGCGGUUUUUGAGCUACUGAGUGAACAGGAUAUACCAAAUAAACCAAUGUAUUCACACCGUGAAGUACCUACAGACAUAAUUAACGUCAUUGACAGAAUUAUAAUUGUGAACUCAGAAGCAAAAAUCCAUUCCUUAUUCAAUUACGAACAAUCGCAUAUCUUUGGUCUACGGUUGUUAAGUGUGCUAUGCUGUGAGCUUAAUACCCUUUUGCUCUUGGAAACUCAGUAUAAAGUGUCACAGGUUUUACUGACUGCUCAGGAAGAAAAUGUCACAGAAGCUUCAGAAGGACCAGGAGAUUUUAUCGUUGAUAGUCUCUCAGUUGAGAGAAACCAUGUUCUUGUCAGAAUAAAUCUUAUUGGAGGACCACAGGAAAGAAUUUUGCCUUUGAGAGCGCUAGAAAAGGGCAGUGAUCCUUAUCCUUGGCCAAUGUUUUCAUCAUUCCCUUUGCCAAAGUGUUAUCUUGCAGAAGUUCCUAGGAAAGCUGAUUUCAGACAAGAUAAAGAUCUUGACGAGUUGAUAUCAAUCUUACAAAAUCCAGGUGGACAAACUGAGUGGGCCGAAAUUUGCAGAAGGCAAUUCUGCAAAAUCAUGAAAACCAGACCAGAUAUCAUCAGUGGAGCAAUUUUGGCAGAAUUAAUUGAAAAAUUUGUUUUACAUCUUUCUGAGAGUCGAUCGAAUUGUUAUUUCAGUAUAGGAAGAUAUGAAGCCACAGAUGUAGACAUGAAGAAAGAAAGCCUUUCAUCGGUGCAGCAGCUUGGUAUUGAAAUGACAGUCAGAUAUGGAAAAUAUUUGAACUUGCUAAAAGAACAUGCUGAAAAUGAGUUGUGCUUCGUGCUAAUGAAUUGUGAACAGUUUCUGAAACAACAGCAAAGAACUGUGGUAUCCUCACUUCGCUGUUUGCAGGGACGCUAUGCUGGCUAUGACUGGUUUGCAUCUUCUGUGUUCCUCAUAAUGUCAGGGGAUGGAGAGAAAACUCUAACGUUUCUUCAACAAUUUUCUCAUCUUCUUGUUUCAGCAUUUCUCUGGAUACCAAGACUGCACAUGUCUAUGCACCUGCCUAUUACCACAGUGGAAUCUGGCAUCCAUCCAGUCUACUUUUGCACUGCUCACUACAUUGAGAUGUUGCUGAAAGCUGAGUUGCCACUUGUCUUCUCUGCCUUCCACAUGUCUGGUUUCACUCCAUCCCAGAUUUGCCUACAAUGGAUAACUCAGUGUUUCUGGAAUUACAUGGACUGGAGUGAGAUCUGUCAUUACAUCGCUACUUGUAUUUUCCUUGGUCCUGACUAUCAGGUUUAUAUGUGUAUUUCUGUGUUCAGACACCUACAGCAAGACAUCCUGAAGCACACAGAAGCCCAAGAUCUCCAGGUUUUUCUUAAAGAAGAAGCACUCCAUGGAUUUCGAGUGACUGAUUAUCUAGAAUACAUGGAAAGCUUGGAGCUGAUCUACAGACCAGUGCUGCUGAAAGACAUGAGGAAUAUCGGAGUACAGAGCACGUAGAUCAAGCAUGACAGAUUUUCUGGCUGUGGUUACAUUCUGUAAAAGAAUGUUGAUUAUUUCAUAUAAAAAUAUGCACUAAAAUAAGUCAGGCUGUGUAUAUGUACAUACUGUAAAAUAAGGAGGGUUUUCAGAAUAUAGUUUUCACAAAAGGUCUUCACUGAAAUUAGAUGAUCUAAAAACACAGUAUUUUCCCAGGCUGAUCACAUGUAUAGCGUCAUUUUUAUUUGGCGUAAAGCAGAUUCAGGACCCACCUGUAGAUCGUUGAAAUUUCUUCUUUAAAAUGCCUAGAACCUGUUUGCAAAUCAUUCCAUCACUGUCAUAUUCAUGCAGCACAGUCCUAAAACCUUUGUAUGGGUCUGACAAAGUGAUUUUUUUUGUUGUUUUUUUUUUUUAGAAGCAACUGUUAGUGCGUAAGUCAUAUGCAUGAGAAGUGAACAAAUGAAAAAUAAAUCUCUGUACACAGGUCUUUUGUCUUUAUAAACAUGGUUGAGAAAGUGGAGUGAUCAAAUGCAUGGAAUGAAAGAAGACUGGUAAUUCUGCCUUACACUUUUUACCAGUGUAGGUAAAAUUUUGACAUUGUUGAAGUUGACUGAAUUUUAGAACAAACGUGGUUUUCUUGAAGAACACUGUAUCCCAUUUACUCUAGGAAACGCAGCUAAGUAAAUAUUCUAACAGCUUUCUUUUCUGUAUUACAUUAUGUUGCUGUUAAGUAUUAUUUAAGAAAUUAAGAAAAUUAAGAAAUGUAAGUAUUUGUGCAGCAGUCAGUAGUUGUUUUCUGAAUACAUAUUUAAAAGUACCAAACAUGAUGUUGAGUCAAUAAAUAACAAUAAAUUAGAUAGCAAUAUGUGUGUAAAAUUAAUUAAUAAAUAGCACUGGUUUUGAUUGAAAUUAUGUCCUAUAAGAUGAUAGUUUCUGGCAAGGAGGAGAAAUUCCUUGAGCAUUUGCAAGUAGGUAGGUUGUAGAUAGAAAAUAAGAAGUUAUCAUAUUGUCCUGUUACUGUUUUUUUUACUGUCAUCAGGUCUACAUUAAAGUUUCAAAAAAAUGAAUAUACCAUGUAGAAAUGUCACCUUUAAAAUGCCCACAUGAGAUGAGAUGAAAAGUAGACUUUUAAGAUAGAUAAUGGUUUACUAACUGCAGAACUUCAUAGUCACAUGCAAAUAAAACCUAAUAUUCAAAUAGAAUAAAAAAUUAGGUAUAAUUUCUGAUAACUGACAUCAUGAAAUGGAUGGGGAGAAAACUGUGGUCUCUUCAGUAUGUAGCUGAUAACAGAGUUCUCCCAGUGAAGAAAAAAAUUAAAUGAGACAGAGCAAGUUUUCUUUGCAUAUACUUAAGACUGACCUUAGUGGUCACUGUGGACUUUGUUUCAUUUCCCCUUUCUCUUUUUACUAUCUCCACCACAGGAAAAGUACGUAAAGCACAUCCUAGCAGUCACCAGCUAAGCAGAAGCUUCUUCUCCUCUCUCCCUCUACACCCUGUCUAGUAUCUGCAGAUUACUUAUUCUUUUCAUCUGUGCUUUUAAGAAUUCUCUCAGUAGACACAAAUUCCCUCUGCUCACAAUCUCUCUUUCACUCUUUUUUUUUUUUUUCCUUCUUUACUACCAGUGGCAUUGUGGUGGUGAGGGCUUUCAUCUGUUUCUUGCUUACUACAUCAGUAUAAUUUUCCACUAUGCUGACUUCAGAAGUUUCAGUGUCCUUUUGCACAGGUGUAAGGCACCCAUCUUUUCUGAAAGUAGCCUAGAGUACAACUGGAUGACCUUUUCUAGAUUGUCUAUUAAUAAUUUUAUACCGGGUGAUGGAACAAUGCAUAAAAAGGCCCAAAGGCAGUCUAGAUAGGUACUAUAACUGAUGCAUAAUUACUCUUUGUAACUGAACCAAAGUAGCUUUCCCUGUGUUACGAGUUAGCUCCCAAGCUGUUGAUUAGGCAGUUACUGUCAUUUUAUCUUCUGUUUUAGAAGUGGGAAGCAGUCUGCUUCCAAAAGUCAUAGACAGUAGGCAAGUCCAAGAAUUAAAGCUGAGUUAAUGAAAGAAAGAAGGUAAUGGCUUUAUCAAAGAUUUUGAACAGAGGGCUUCCUCUUUAUAGACCCUCCACACUAAUAUUGAAUCUAUCUUCUUAUUAGGAGAGCUAUCCUUUCUUGGAAUACCAGUUUAGUUUCAGCAAAAGUAAGUGUUGCACUGCUUCAAUUUUAGAGUGAAAUGCCCUUCUCCUGUAAUUAUCUUUAAAUAAAUUUUUGCUUAUGGUAUUUACUUCACCUAGCAAGUUAGUAAAUUGUUCUGUAUCUUAUAAUAUAAUUGAUGUCUUGAUAUUUCCAAAGAAGUUUCUUCAUUUUAAAUGAAACAAGAUGCAUCUUCUCUAGCAAAAAGUUACUUAUGAGCUGUAUUCUUACCAGAAUAAGUCCUUUCUGGGGAGGUGAAGUCUAUGUAGUCAGCAUAAUUGAUCAACUGUCUACUGCAAGUAGUUUAAUAACUAAGCAGUAUAAAUUCCCCAAAUGUAUGCUAGUUAUGUAGGCAACAUUACAACGUGAUGUUAUAUAAUGAAAGUUAAGCUUUAGGUAGUCCUUUGUUUGGUUAAAGAACUAAGGAAAUAAUUACAGUGUUUCAUCAACACCUUCAGUAACAUUCUCUUUACAGAAUGUUUGGACUUUCAGAAAUACUUUGAUUUGAAUUGGGAAUAUGAUAAAUCACAUCUUCUUUUAAAAGACAAAAGAAACAACAAAUGUAGAAUGUAAACUUAACCAAUAUCAUCUCCACUCUUUCCUGAGUUACACUAAACAGUACUGUGGAGUUCUUGAAAAAAAACUUCACUAGAUAAAGUGAGUACAAGAGCACAUACAUAUUUAAAUUAUAAAAUACAUUACAAUCUGCAGGUGCAUUUCUUCUUUUUUUUUUAUGCAUUUCAUAACUUCACGGGUUUAACUUUUCAUGUCUUCAAAAAAAAAAAAAAAACAUUUUGCAUAUUUUUGGCCUUCUGUGAACUGUGUUGGUCUACUUACAUUGAUAAAAGAGUCUGGAAAGUAUGAGAACAGAAUUCUGAAAAUAGCUGAUGGAACCAAGUAUUUGACACCAUGGUCAAAGAAUGUUAAGAAUUGCAUAAAUCUGUUCUUUUAACCUUUAUAAAAGUCUCUUUUUAAUAAUAAUGAAA
Messenger RNA from Gallus gallus (chicken), 7134 nucleotides. It is a transcript of the gene TBC1D32, whose product is annotated as TBC1 domain family member 32. The transcript has 34 exons. The record is from RefSeq and is a predicted model, not a curated record. Gene Ontology annotation, biological process: non-motile cilium assembly. Bases 91 to 3996 code for a protein of 1301 amino acids. NCBI's taxonomy places the organism in Eukaryota, Metazoa, Chordata, Aves, Galliformes, Phasianidae.